Molecule: messenger RNA, 1245 nt
Organism: Periconia digitata
Lineage: Eukaryota; Fungi; Ascomycota; Dothideomycetes; Pleosporales; Periconiaceae
Source: the annotation of a GenBank genome assembly
AAAAAGAACCCCUCCAAAACAAUGUCUCCCCCCCAGAAAUACACCAUCCCCCCAGAAUACCAAUCCCAACUAACCUACCACCCCUGCCCCGACACGCGCAGCGACGCCGAAAUCCUCUCAACCCUCUCAACCUACCGCCCAAUAACCUCUGAAAAAAACAUCUGGGCGUACUGGCAUUCCGGCCUGCACUCGAUGCCCCCCUGGUGCCAGCGCAACGUAGCAUCGUGGGUGCGCAUGCACAGCUCCACAAACUGGACCAUCCGCGUCCUCGACAGCACGCCCGCGUCCCCAAACUACUUCCUCAACUACGUUUCCGGCGAUCAUCUUCCCGACGCGUUUGUCGGGGGGACUAUGGACGGGCCGUAUGUGGGGCCGCAUAGUGCGGAUAUGCUACGGGGAGCGUGUUUGUUUGCGCAUGGAGGGGUUUUUAUGGAUGUUGGGAUUCCGAUUGUUAGGGGCGUUGAGAGGGUUUGUUGGGGGGUGUUGGAGAGCGAGGGGAAUGGGUUCGAGGUUGCUGCGCCGUGGGUUUAUGGGACGCAUGUUGGGAAUCAUUUUGUUGCUGCGAGGAAGGGGAGUGAGUUUAUAAGGCGGUGGCACAAACUCUUCACCCACCUCUGGCAAAACCACACAAACUCGACCGGACUAAUGCAACACCCACUCAUGACCAUCCUCUCCACACUCCCACCCCCAUCCCCAACGCGCCCCUCGAAAUUCCAAUGGGACAUCAGCCAGCCCGCCGCAAAAGUAGACGAAUACGUCACGCAAGUGCAAUGCUGGAACCGCCUCUGCCACCUGUCAUCGACCCCCUCGGACCCCUUCAGCGGCGCCGACUACUGGUCGACCAAAGUCCUGCUGUGGGACGGGCUGCUGGAAACGUGGGGGGCGGAAACGACGCUGGGGUUUAAGGGGUGCGGGAGGAAAAUGUACGAGUACUUUAGCAUGAAGGUCGAUGGGGAUGAGAUGUAUAAACAGAGUGCGAAGUAUAAAGAUGCCGAGAGGGUGGUGUGGAGGUUGUUGGCCAAGUCGAGCAUGCAGAAGGUUUUUCGCGGGAAGGCGUUGACGGUUGAUAAGGAGUUGGGGGAGCUGUGGGAUGAGGAUGAUCAAGGGAGGGAUUGCGGGGUCGGGACUUUUGGGGAGCUGUUUCGGUGGGGGUGUGAGAAUUUUUGGCAGACGAGGGACGGGGUCGAGGUUGUUGGGGCGCCGAGGCCGGGGGUUACGUUUGAGAAGGGGUUGUUGGAGGUGUAA